Caenorhabditis remanei is the source of this 240-nucleotide messenger RNA. RefSeq lists its product as uncharacterized. Lineage: Eukaryota; Metazoa; Nematoda; Chromadorea; Rhabditida; Rhabditidae. The record is from RefSeq and is a predicted model, not a curated record. The transcript has 2 exons. Bases 1 to 240 code for a protein of 79 amino acids.
AUGUAUGAUACUACACUAGUCGUUCGAAAAUGCGAAGAGUUUCUACUGGAAAAAUCAAAGAAAUCAUUAAAGAAAAAGUUGCAAAUGUCCAUGAAAUACCAUCUUGAAGAUUUAAAGAAACAAUGCCGCAAUAAGAUCAAAUCGGUUGCUGACAUAAAAUCAGUUCUGUCAGGAGACAUUCAUGAUUUGGAUCCAUCAAUUACGACGCAGUUUUUGGAAAUUGCCCUCUCUAUCCAAUAA